UGAUAGUGUGAGACACACGCUUGCAUUAGCCGGCGCACGACGCAUAUCUAUUUUAAAACGAAAGUAUUCGCGACGCCGGUUCAAGGUUGCAAAUUAAGGAAAAAUACAAAAUAAAUAUAUUUUGAAGACGUGUGACGAUUACUCGUAGUGAGUGCAUAUUAAUGUCAUUUAAGUACUUUCUACAAUAUGUCUAGUGAAAAAACUGGUGGUGAAAGCGAUUCAAGUGUUGCAGCUCACAGCUUGGAAGAUGUGGAAGCGGGCAGGGCUCUGCUGGCAGCUGCCGACAGUGGUGAUCCACAUUCAGCUACGCAAGUAUACGUGGAACAACGAUCUGGUCAAAUAUUAUACAAAGCGACUCGGGAGGUGUAUAAUGAGUCGGAGGAGUCUUCGAGUGACGGAGACACGUCGCUCGCGGUCCCUACAUACACCCAGAAGAUCACGCGUUUGAACUCUUUGCUGCUCAAUGCUACCAAAAGUGGGGAUCUACAGGACAUUGAAAGGUUACUCAAAGCUGGAGCUAACCCUAACGCGACAUGUGGUAUUAACGGAGUAUCAGUAUGUCACAUGGCUGCCUUGAGGACUGACGAAGCUCUUUCCAUUCUCCUCAAGGCUGGAGCAAAGAGGUACAGGCUGGACGAGUAUAAACUGACUCCGCUGCACUUCGCUGCUUGGGCAGGAAAUGACAGGCAUAUUGCACUCUUACUUGAUAUGUCUAGAGAUUUUCAGAACACACUGGAUCCAGGAGACAAUGGAAGCAGACAGGAGGAAACUGAGGAUCUUCGACUAAAUUUAAAGGAAUUCUUGAAUACGAAGCAAAGGCUUUUCAAGAUCGACUGCGUAGAUCCUCAGUGGAUGGACAACAGGACAUACCACAACUGCAGAGAGUUUUCAGAUGGCCUGCCUAGGCUGUAUGGCGGAUGGACGGCGCUGCACGCGGCGAGCUCGAGCGCACAGCCCCGCUGCGUGCGCAAGCUGCUCGCGGCCGGCGCCGACGCAAGCGCGCGUGACAUCAGCGGCAGAACUCCCUUCGACGUCGCCGGCGCAGCCAUCUAUUACAAUCAGCACGUUGACGUUCAUAAUUUUACAGAAGUAAUCAAAAUACUUAUUAGAGAAGAUCGUGAGAAUUUAAGAACUGAGAAAAAGAAGAAGAUCGGAACUCCUCUCCACAGAGCAGUGGAAUUGGGCAGUUUGGAAGCUGUGACAAUACUCAUAGAUGCCAAAGUACCUUUAGACACAGGGGAUUACAAAGGCGAAACUGCUUUGCACUUGUGUGUUGAAAAAAAGCUCAAGGAACAUUUGCAGAUUUUAGCAUCUCACAAAGUAGCAGGUAAGGAUGAACCAAGACCGAUAGAUGUUAGAGACAGCCGCGACCGAACAGUUCUUCAUAAAGCUGUAUUGGAAUCUUGGGAACCUGGUGUGAGCAUCCUAAUAGAAAAUGGAGCUGAUAUCACUGCACAGGAUUACAAUCAAGAAACGGCAAUACAUUUUGCAGCCGCGAUUGGCAACGUGAAUAUUCUGAAUCAACUCCUAAAUACAGAGAAACAUAAGAUUGUCAUCGACAUGAGUAACAAAAAAGGAGAAACCGCUUUGUUCAAAGCAGUGUCGAAUGGUCAUCUUGAAUGUGUAAAGUGUCUUCUUGAGAAAGGAGCAAAUAUUAUGAAAACGUUCUCAAAUAAGAUGAAUCUGUUUCAUAUAGCCGCCGAAAAAGGGUACCUGGAAGUACUCACAGCCUUAUUAGAUCACGAUUAUUCCAUUGCUAGAACAAUGAUUAACGAACUGACAGAAGAUGAUGAUAAAGGUUACAGUCCUAUUCAUUUUGCCGUGCAAAAUAAUCAUCCGGAAUGCGCCAGUAUACUUUUUUCCAGAAAUGAUUAUCGACAUCUUAGAACUUCUUGCGGUAUAAAUAAAGGCUCGAUGCCUUUACACAUAGCUGCAAUUUACAACAAUGUGGAAACAGCAAAAAUUAUCUCUUUUAAAAGUGACUUUACCGAUCAAAUAACAAAUGAUAUGCAAUGGACUCCAUUGCAUGCAGCCUGUCACUAUGGCAGUAGAGAUAUGAUCAAGCAUCUUCUUGAAGGCGGGGCGGACUUAUCUCGAAGAACAGAUGGUCCAAACGAAUGCAGAAUCACAGCUUUUGAUAUGCUUAUGAACAACUUGCCAAAGCCCACAGAAUUCAUGGAAAGUAUCUUCGAUUCGUAUAUUUCGACAAACGAUUUAAAUCUUCAAGACCCAAAUUGUGAAGUCACAGUUAAUUUUCAGUUAUUUUUACCUAAACUUGAUGAAAAUGAUCAGAUUAAAGUUAUAGAUGCACUGCUUAAGACAGGAGAUCGGUAUGGUCAGAGUCGACUGCUGCUUCACCCAUUACUAGAAAGUUUCCUGUACUUAAAGUGGAAAGCCCUCUUGCCAUUUUUCUAUACAGUAAUAUGUUUCUACGCUUUCUUCGUCUUAUCGUUAACUUUAUUUGUUCUUUCUGUAUUUUUUUAUAAAGACAUAAAGGACACUGCUCCGCUUGUUCUCAAUUCUACUCUAUGGGUGGUGGUAUUAUACAUCACGAUAUUUUUGAUAGUGUGUCAGGAAGUUCUAUACUUGAAACUGAGCAAUGGAUAUUUUCGUCAGUUAGAGACUUGGGUAAAAUUCAGCUCAGUUUGCCUGGCUGCCAUAUUGCCUUUCACUACACGGCUUACCCUGUCUGAGGUAGUCUGGCCGAGGCACGUGGCCACGGGAGCGAUACUUCUGUCCUGGCUGGAGAUGAUGUUCCUACUGUCCAGGUUCCCUAACUGGGGAUACUAUGUCCUAAUGUUUGGAAAAGUCUCCACAAACGUUUUGAAGAUACUUCUGACGUUUGCAUUCCUGUUGAUCGGAUUCUCUCUCAGUUUUAUGAUACAGUUUCACUCUCAGCCGCCCUUCGAGUCGCCUUGGGCAGCCCUCGUGAAGACUAUAGUGAUGAUGACCUCAGAGUUCGACUAUGGAGACUUAGUUGAAGAAAGUGAUCCUGCAGUGUUCGUGAAAUCCAUACUCGUAGUGCGCGUCAUAUUUCUUAUGUUUGUCAUGUUUGCAGCUAUUGUUCUCAUGAAUCUAAUGGUAGGAGUAGCCGUAAAUGAUCUUUAUAAUUUAGAAGUCAUAGGCAACGUCAGACGACUGGCUAAACAAGUAGAAUUAAUAGGAAUUCUAGAAAACCUUUACAACUUCAAUCGUUUUAGGGGUAUUCUACCUUAUUGGCUGGAAAAUGUGUUACGAGGUAAGAAAUGUCAAAAAAUGUUUGUUAUCCGUCCCAACGAACCAAAAUCUAGAAAUUACAAAAUGUUACCAUCACAUAUAAGAGAGGCUCUUUUUGAGAAAGCGCAAUGUCGGUAUAAGCAAACGGAUGACGAAGUAGGAUCACAAAAUUAUAGAGAGAAGCUAGAUGAAAUACAUAAUGAGAUGGUUACGGUUAAAACCAUGAUGUUGCAAAAUAAGUCACAAGCUGAUAUAGAUUUUAAAGAAAUAACGAAUAAAAUAGUUAAGAUUGAAUCGUCAAUAAGUCAAAUGAAUUCUUCAAUAAACGAACUUAAUAGAAUGUUAGCACGAUUCACACGCGAAACUAAGGACCCUCAUAGACGGCGGCGACGGUGAGCAGAUUUCAUGCAGUCGCUGCAAGUGCGGUCGGCGGUUGCAGUCGGCAGCUAGCAUUGAUUCAAAACGAAAAACGAAUUCAACGCAUAAAUGUGAUGAACCGCGCGGUUGUGAAUUGCAUUGCAUUUUAUUUUAACCGGAAGAAUCUACUGAGACUUUUUUAGUCGGCCGAUAUUUUUGAAAAGUAAAAGAAAAAGAAAAGAUUUUUUGUUUGUUUAAUUUUGCCUAAUGUUUUUUUUUGUACCUAAAGACCUCGCAGUUCUGCCAAAGCUGGGAUACUUUUCAUGAAA
This is a messenger RNA of Helicoverpa armigera (cotton bollworm), 3902 nucleotides long. RefSeq names its product transient receptor potential channel pyrexia. The transcript is spliced from 11 exons. Gene Ontology annotation, biological process: transmembrane transport; monoatomic ion transport. Gene Ontology annotation, cellular component: membrane. Bases 187 to 3612 code for a protein of 1141 amino acids. The record is from RefSeq and is a predicted model, not a curated record. Lineage: Eukaryota; Metazoa; Arthropoda; Insecta; Lepidoptera; Noctuidae. Gene Ontology annotation, molecular function: monoatomic ion channel activity; protein binding.